UGAAAACAAUAAAACAAAUACUGUGUUCAGCAUAACAUAAAGAAUGUGUCCAGUUUUCACUCGUCAGUUAUACGCUUGUUUGCAGCAGCUAACAUAUUUUAAGUAAAAUAGUAAACACGUUUUGAAAAUUUACACAACUCAAGAGUAAUAAGGUUCUGGUUUCUUAAAAUGAUGGGAGAUAAAAAUGUUGGCAAUCUUGAGGAGGCAGCACGAAAGAGGAAAGAACGAUUAAAAGCGAUGCGAGAACAAAGGAUGACAGGAGGUGAACCUCCAUCAAAGAAGAGCGGGAAAGAGGAGCUUCCAAAACCAGAACUGAAACUUCGAAAUUACAAUCCUGUUGGGGAUGACCUGAAAGAAGCUGUGUUGGCAAACGCAGAACCGGAGAAAGUAGAAGACCAAAUAACUAAUCAAUUAGAAAGUCAAGCAGCUGAGCCAACUGUGCAGGAGGAAGUGGACAUAUUAAAGCUUGCUCCAAGAAAACCUGACUGGGACUUAAAACGAGACAUUCAGUCCAAACUUGAUCGAUUAGAAAGAAAAACUCAGCGGGCCAUCGCAGAAAUAAUUCGGGAGCGAUUAAAACAAUCGACUAAAGAAGAUGCCGCCCAUUUUGCGGAAGUUCCAGAUGAAAUGAAAGGAGAUGGUUAUGAUUCAGACUGAACCUUUCAUUUUUUAAUUCCAAUCAUUGUUUAUUAUUCAAUGUGCUGCACGUCAAGCCUAGAAGAGGUUGCAGUUAUGUGAGCUUUAUAGAAUACCAGCUGUACAAGUUCAUGUUGUAAUCUACUGUGGAUUCACAUAUUGGACCAAAACUGUAACAUACAAUACAACAGUGUAUAGCUUUCGUAUAUUGGGACAUGCUGUUAUAAAAUAAAGAAGAUGUGUUAAUUAAUACAUGUUUAACAACCCAUGU
This is a messenger RNA of Ciona intestinalis (vase tunicate), 907 nucleotides long. RefSeq names its product coiled-coil domain-containing protein 12. Gene Ontology annotation, cellular component: post-mRNA release spliceosomal complex; U2-type spliceosomal complex. NCBI's taxonomy places the organism in Eukaryota, Metazoa, Chordata, Ascidiacea, Phlebobranchia, Cionidae. The record is from RefSeq and is a predicted model, not a curated record.